Messenger RNA from Penicillium manginii, 1407 nucleotides. RefSeq lists its product as uncharacterized. Gene Ontology annotation, biological process: intracellular polyamine homeostasis; transmembrane transport. The record is from RefSeq and is a predicted model, not a curated record. Lineage: Eukaryota; Fungi; Ascomycota; Eurotiomycetes; Eurotiales; Aspergillaceae. Bases 1 to 1407 code for a protein of 468 amino acids. Gene Ontology annotation, molecular function: polyamine transmembrane transporter activity. The transcript has a single exon.
AUGUCGGAAACCAAAUCCACCGAGACAAGGGAAAUGUGUACUUCGCCAACUCAAACAUGGUUCGAUCGAUUCUGUCUUAUGCAGAAACUUCAAGAUCCAAAGACUCAUUCCUCGUGGCAGAAACUUGUCAUUGUCUCGAUCGUCACUCUAUCUGCCUUCACCGCGCCCUUUGCCUCCUGCAUCCUCUUCCCGUCCUUCACCAUUCUCGUCGAUCAUUUUCAUACUACCGAGACCAAAGUCGCCUUAACAACGACUGUCUUCCUUCUGGGCUUAGCAAUCGCGCCGCUGUGGUGGAGUACCCUGAGCCAGGAGUACGGCCGCAGACCUGUGCUAGUAUUCAGCUUUCUGCUCUCAACGGUAGCUGUAAUCGUCUGCGCCGUUUCAAAUUCACUCCACAUGAUCAUCACUUUUCGUCUCGUCGAGGCACUCGGCUGUUCCUCUGCACAGAGUGUGGGGGCGGGUGUCAUUAGCGAUAUCUACAUUUCCACUGAGAGGGGCUCGGCACUAGGAUGGUUCUACCUUGGCACGUUGAUCGGACCUUUGAUUGCGCCCAUCAUUGGAGGUGCCCUUCAAGUUUGGCUUGGCUGGCGAGCACCGCUAUACUUCAUGGCCAUCUUCACCUUCAGCACUGCAAUUUUCACCAUGAUAUACCUUCCUGAGACAUUGUUCAAGGCUUCCGCUGGGGAUCAGGAGGGAAAGCUGCGGUGGCAUCAAAUAGCAAAGCGCGACAUUCUGGCCCCUUUACCGAAGUUGAAAUUCCUCUUGGUACCAUCAAUCGCCUUGACAAUUGCCUACGUGAGCAUCUGCUUUGCCAGUCUCUACUGUUUCAAUACGACUCUGCCUUAUGCAUACGCGGCGCCGCCCUACAAUUUUUCUGCUAUCGAAAUCGGACUCUGCUAUAUCAGCAACUGUCUUGGAUACGCGAUUGGAAGCAUUGUCGGUGGUAAAUUGAGCGACGCCAAGCUGCGCCAGUUCCAGCUUGCGCAUGGUGGAGAGAUUCGCCCUGUCGAAAGAAUCAAGACCGUCUGGUACGGCGUUGGUUUCGUCCCAGCUGGGCUGAUCAUCUACGGCUGGUUGGUCGAGAAACAAGUCUUCUGGGUCGCCCCUCUGGUUGGCGCUUUCUUGUUUGGACUUGGCCUCAUGCUUGUCACCUCAACUAUUAUGCCAUUCCUCGUGGACAUCAAACCGGGAGUGGGUGCUUCGGUUGUGGCUGAUUUGAACUUGGUUCGGAACAUUCUGGCCGCUAUUGGCACUGUUCUGUCGCCGAUUGCGGUUUCAAGUAUUGGGUUUGGAUGGUGGAUGACAAUUUUGGCAUUCUUGUGCUCCUUGUCUGUCUCUUGCAUUGUGAUUGUCAUCCGCAAGGAAGGAAUUGAAAGAAAGACGGCGGCUUUAGAAUGCCCAGCGUGA